GUGCUUUCCAGCCAGGGUCUAGACCGGAGAAGCGUCUGCAGAGCGCGAGCUUGAAGCGAGAGGGGGCGGAGGUAGAGAGAGCGGGAGAGAUAGAGGAGGAAGGGAGUCAGAGAGAGAGAGACGGGGAACAGUGACAGCGCUCAUCAGCCCCUGUACAGCCAGGACGGCUUGCAUCCGAGCAAUUGCUGUCAUUCGCAGUCGGAGUUUACAGCCUUUUGCACCGCCUUUUCUUUCGGUCUUUUUCGUCUUACUCACCCCCUCCCUCUGACCCGGUGCUGCCCAGCCCAAUCGACAACACCAUGGUUUCUAUAAUUUCAGACCUGGACCCCCUGAAAAGCUGGAACGUGUUAAGGCAAGAUGCCACUGACCUCUCCGGACCAAUACAAAGUAAUGGCACUCCUGGGAAGAUGAACGGGGCACUGGAGCAUUCGGACCAGCCUGACCCGGAUGCCAUUAAGAUGUUUGUUGGUCAGAUCCCGCGCUCCUGGUCAGAGAAGGAGCUCAAAGAACUAUUUGAGCCUUAUGGAGCAGUUUACCAGAUCAACAUUCUCCGAGACCGCAGCCAGAACCCUCCACAGAGCAAAGGCUGCUGUUUUGUCACGUUUUACACAAGGAAAGCUGCCCUUGAAGCCCAGAAUGCACUGCAUAACAUAAAGACCUUAACAGGGAUGCACCACCCUAUUCAAAUGAAACCUGCAGACAGUGAGAAGUCGAAUGCCGUGGAAGACAGGAAGUUGUUUAUUGGAAUGGUGUCAAAGAAGUGCAAUGAGAACGACAUUCGGGUCAUGUUCUCUGCGUUCGGACAGAUCGAGGAGUGCCGGAUCCUCCGAGGCCCAGACGGACUGAGUAGAGGAUGUGCGUUUGUCACGUUUUCAACACGAGCUAUGGCACAGAAUGCAAUCAAAGCCAUGCACCAGUCCCAGACUAUGGAGGGCUGCUCAUCUCCCAUAGUGGUGAAGUUUGCAGACACACAGAAGGACAAGGAGCAACGGCGUCUGCAGCAGCAGCUGGCACAGCAGAUGCAGCAGCUCAACAGUGCCACCACCUGGGGCAGUCUUACAGGCCUGGGGGGCCUCACUCCACAGUACCUGGCUUUGCUUCAGCAGGCCACAUCUUCUGGAAACCUUGGAGCCUUCAGUGGGAUCCAGCAGAUGGCCGGUAUGAGUGCGCUGCAGUUGCAGAAUCUGGCCACUUUAGCGGCGGCAGCAGCAGCAGCUCAAAACUCAGCCAGCCCUUCCACCGCAAACCCCCUGUCCUCCAGUGCGGCGUCCCUGGGAGCGUUGGCCAGCCCAGCAGGUACCACAGCCAGCUCCAACGCCGGCGCCAUGAACUCUCUGACCUCUCUGGGCACCCUGCAGGGCCUGGCAGGUGCCACAGUGGGCCUCAACAACAUUAAUGCACUAGCAGGUAGUGUCAAUAGUAUGGCGGCUCUAAAUGGAGGUCUGGGUGGUGCAGGGCUCACCAAUGGCACAGCGGGCACCAUGGAUGCGCUGACACAGGCCUACUCAGGGAUACAGCAGUACGCCGCUGCUGCACUGCCCACCCUCUACAGCCAAUCACUGCUGCAGCAACAAGGGGCCGCUGGCAGUCAGAAGGAGGGUCCUGAAGGCGCUAACCUGUUUAUCUACCACCUGCCGCAGGAGUUCGGGGACCAGGACAUUCUGCAGAUGUUUAUGCCUUUUGGAAAUGUGGUGUCUGCCAAAGUCUUUAUUGACAAACAGACAAACCUUAGCAAGUGCUUUGGCUUCGUCAGCUACGACAAUCCUGUGUCGGCACAGGCAGCCAUUCAGGCCAUGAACGGCUUCCAGAUCGGCAUGAAGAGGCUGAAAGUGCAGCUAAAGCGCUCCAAGAAUGACAGCAAACCGUACUGAUCUUAGAACUAGGGUGUAUCUGCUCCCCUGUUAGCACUGCUAGGAAACACCCAUCUCCAUGCCUGUUAGCUCAUCGUUUGCCUAGCAUGUCUUCGUGGCGUCCAAUAAAAAACACACAAAAACACACAAAAAAAAUUAAAACAAAAAACUCCCCCUACCCAAAAAGUGUCAUCGUCCUCCCCAUCUUUGUUUUUCUGAGCUCACCUGACCAUAUCCUGGUUCUACUCCUCUGCCACCGCCUACUGACUUUUUGAACUUUUAAACAUCUAUGGACUUGUGGUGUUUUUUGUUUUGUUUUUGUUUUUUGGUCUGUGAGGUUUUCAUCCAGGUCAUGGAUAGUAAUUAGUGUAGUUCUAAAGCCUAAAGACACUUCAGCUCUCAUAUCGACAAAGAGAGGAACCAUCUUUAAGUUUUAAAAUUAUGGUACAAUGCCUACUUUUAUUUGGAUUUUUACUUUCGUUUAUUUUUUUUUUAUGUUUUGUUGGAUGUGACCUCAUGUGUUGUGGGAGAGGCUUCAGGAAUUUGGGGGGAUGGGUGAACAAGAAUCAAUGUGAACAAAAAAAUCUAUUAUAAAGCUGCAUUCAUAUGAAGAAAGACUGAUAAUUUUUUAUGAAAACCCUGUGGCAAAGUUUUUCCAUUUCAAUGUCUUUAUUUUUUGCAUUUUGUGUUUGCCUAUUUUCUCUACUUCAUUUAAAAUAAACUUGAACACUCACUACAGGAAUUGGCGCGCGGCUUGAUUCUGCUGCAGAUGAGAAACGCAGUGCACAGGGCCAGAAGCUGUCUGCGCCACUUUCUUUAAGUAUUAAGACUACUUCCACAGUUUUGAAUAAAAAACUGAUCGAUUCUAGACUCUCUCAGAGUGCUCUAUCUCUCUAAUGGUUUUUACAUUUUUCAGGCAGUGUAAAGUUUUUUGAUAAGGCCAUUUUCAAGUGGCUCUGUUUCUCAUUCAAAGUCUAUAUAUAAGAACCACUUUUUCUAGAGUAGUUACAAAGGUUAAAUAAAAAAUGACAAAAAAGACAUUUGCCCUGUUUGGUGGGGGAGAUAUGCUACCUACUUGUGUCACCUUUUGCUGAACUGACUCACAGAUAGACAAUCCAUGGUUUAAAUGCACAUGAAGAAAAUGACCUAUAUUUUCUACUGUUAAAAUGUAUAGAGGAAAAAACAAAUAUGACGAUACCUGUAACCCAUGUUAAUGUUGGUGCUUCUUGUGAGUUUAGUUGUGGUUCCAUCCCAAGUCUGAUGGUCUUAAAUGUCUCAUGUUUUUCAAAGACUAAAAAAUCAGUUUACUUGAAGAAUAGACAAAGCCUUUCAUAUUACAAUAGUUUGUUUUUCUGUUAUUCUUUUUCAGGGGUCCCUAUUUGCUAAAAUUUGUUGUCAGUUAAUUAGCUCUAUAAAAUUCUUAAAAAUAUAUAUAAAUAUAAAUAUAUCUAUAUAUAUAUAUAUCUAUAUCUACAAUGUCAGCUUGUGAAGCAUCAAUGUCAUUAUGAUUUUUAUUUCUCUCGUGGGAAACAAUAUUAAAUGUGUUUUUGUUGUUCAGCAAAAUGUCUUAUAAAGAAAUAAAAAAGACAAGAUCCGUGGAGUUUAGUGCCAAAAUUCUGAAGGUACUUCCUGCCUAGCCGCGUCAGUGUAUUUCUUGUGAAAAUGAUUUGAUAACAUUGGUAUUUUAUUAUAAGUGUUUUGUAUGGAUCCCUCAUAUUUAAAGUAUAGAUUUAAAAAGAGUUUGUUAUCUUGCUAUUCUGUGGUCUUGUUGCCUGAAAAUGUCAUGUUUGCUUUUUUUCUUUGUAAAAAAUGUAAAGAAGUGCCCAUGUGUCACAUAUAUACAGUAUAUAUAUCUAUACACAGUUGGACACACAUGCAUACACUCUCUCUGUGCAGACCUCACAUUUUACUUAUUUGUUGCACGAAAGCCCCUGAGUUUUGCCUUCUCCAUAGCCACCGCUCUGCCCCCAAACCACUUCCCACACCAAAUGUCUGAUAUUUUCUUUAUCAAAAGCCUUACCACACAAAUCUUUGCACUCCUAGCUAUUUCUAUCAGUAUCUCAGUCAUACACACUUCAAUAUAUUGUUUUGAUUGUUUUCUUAGCAGCGCCGUCUCCGACUUUUCAUUUCAAAGAGGAGGUGAUAGUCAUACACAAAGCCUUAUUUCUUCAAAUCUUCUUAACCAUUUUGUGCAGUUCAGAGAUCAUUAUUUUCAUGUAUCAUCGCUUGGCUUUUUAUGAUGUAAGCACAGAGCAAGACAUUCACAAACUAGCCUUUUCUCUUUUGAGGAAAAAAGCACAUCUUUUUUCAGAGAUGCGAGUUUGUAGUUAAUAUACAGAUUCAGGACUUGUUUUUCAUAAUCAUAAAGUCUUGUGGGCCAAAAUGUUUUAGAUGCCAAAGCGUGUUACUGUUACUGACAUUCUCACGGUCAAGUCGUUUACAUGGCACAGUGUUGUCAAAGUUUAUUGUUUUUCCCCUUACUCCCUGAGAGCCUAUAGUUUAGUAGUCUGCAAAAAAAAAGAUGGCAGCAUUAUUUUCUACACAAAAUCUCACCAGUCGCCUUAAACCAGGGAGCGUCGCACCAGUAUUUUGGAAGACUAUUUUGUCAGAUUUGUGCCAAGUCCAGGGUCACCUUUUGUAUACUGUUUACUUCUCAUUUUGUCCGCCAUUUUGUGAGUAGAUUGGCCGAGUUGUAUGGAGGCUUGUGAUGGCUGAAAUUUUAGCUCCGGUGUGAAGGAUGCCCACUAGCUGUCUCUCAGGCUAACCGGGGUUAUUAGAAGCAGGGAUAUGUGGAGGGGGUUGUCUUAUUGGAAUAGCGACAGGGGAAAUAAAGCGUUGUUGGUCGGGAGUUGGAAGGGUCACAGGCAAGCAAAACAACAGGAGAGAUGAAGGCGUUUUCAUUAACUACUCAAAGACCAAACUCAAACUUCAGAUAGAAGAAUCAAGAGGAGAGACUUCAGCUGUUUUUUGUUUUUUUUUUGUUUUGUUUGUUUUUGUUUUUUUCUUAAAUGCAGUAUAUAGCAUGAGCAGUGCCACAGCCAUAUUACAAUAGCUGGAUAGUCCUAUUAAUGUCAAGGGACCAUUUUGCUAACCAGCACAUGCAGGUUUUGAACAUUGUAAAUCCGCUGCAAAUCGACUCAAUUGCACAUUUUGUCACUCUUGCACAAUCCGUAAUACAUGAUCAUUGUUAGUUUUGGAAAAUAUGAAGCACUAUUUUGUAUACUGUCAAAACCAGUCCCAAAAUAUUUUGUCAAAAUUGCCAAAUUUUCACCUUGUUGCAUGGCGUAGUGAGUGUGUCAAAGCAUGUGUUUGCAUUUAAAUGUUAAAGCACAAGAGGGCGGUAGCAAGUUCUAUGGAGCGGCUCACCUCAGGGGCUUUUGGUGCUUAUGCUUGUUGUAUCUUUCUAACUAAGUCACUGUUCACUUCUCUGUUUUUUUCUAAUUUCUUAAUUAUCUCAAGUGCUAUUUAUCAAACAAAGAAAAGGAACAAAAAAAAAGAUAUUUGUUGUUUCUUUGCAUUAUAGCUUAUGUCAAAGUUUUUUGAAGAAAAAAUGUGUUUUUUCAUUUUGUGUUGUAAAAUAAGCUUGUUGUCUAUUGAAAUGAUCUAAUUUCUUUGUUGUUUGAUUUUUAUUAUUGAUAAAGAGGUUUUCAGUAUAGUAACUGUCUUGAGAGAAGCCAAAGUCAAUGCAUUUAAGUGGAUCCUGUAAGCGUAUGAUGUAUGUUUGUUUGACAACUUCGGAAAUCUGUCACUGGAUGGUAUACUACAGUACAAAAAAUGCAGGCUUUCCUAUUUCUACAACUGAUUGUACUUAUGCAUUUUGUACCAGUGGAAUUUUUUUAUACUGGAGAUUAAAGGAUACAACAAAAAAAUGUAGAAAAAAUGCUCUUUUGGCCUCUCUGAUGAUGCGGCCAGACCUGACUUAGAGUUCUGAUUUCUCUAUAGCUGGCCUCCAGAACGUUGGCUUUUGAUAUUUACGAUUUUCUAGGUGAUCUUUGGCUUGAGUUCUUUCACGUCUUUUUCCUCACUUGUGUGUUUUGUUCUUUCUUUAGUUUUUUUUUCUUUCUUUCAUUCUUUUCUUUGUAUUAUUUAUUUUCUGAAAAAGCAGAGGGUAAGUGAGUGUCAAAUCUCUAUUUUUCUUUCUAGUUCUAGCAAGUUCGUCUAUACCAGAGCACUAUAAGCUUCAUUUGGACUUUCUGUAUCGUGCUGUCUACAUGAUAAGACAAUUCUUAGAAAAAGAAGGGUUAGAAAUAGUCUCCUUCAGUGGAUUAAUGUAUUAGUUUAAUAAAGAAAUCUACUAAUUUGAUUUUAGCUGGUUAGAUUUUCCAGUUUCUCUGUCCUCUGUGAAUUAACUGUGUAGCUAAAGCAGUCAGAAUUAUUUUUGUAAACGUAUGUUCUUGUGUGAUGCAGUUUUUUGCUUCUGUCUCCUAUAUUAAACCAUUUUUCCUAAUA
Molecule: messenger RNA, 6299 nt
Organism: Boleophthalmus pectinirostris (great blue-spotted mudskipper)
Lineage: Eukaryota; Metazoa; Chordata; Actinopteri; Gobiiformes; Gobiidae
Gene: celf2
Product: cugbp, Elav-like family member 2
Exons: 15
Coding region: 300-1871 (523 amino acids)
Biological process (GO): regulation of alternative mRNA splicing, via spliceosome; mRNA splice site recognition
Cellular component (GO): cytoplasm; nucleus; ribonucleoprotein complex
Molecular function (GO): mRNA 3'-UTR binding
Source: RefSeq, a predicted model, not a curated record